Molecule: messenger RNA, 2386 nt
Organism: Tarenaya hassleriana
Lineage: Eukaryota; Viridiplantae; Streptophyta; Magnoliopsida; Brassicales; Cleomaceae
Product: protein ETHYLENE INSENSITIVE 3-like
Exons: 2
Coding region: 472-2184 (570 amino acids)
Cellular component (GO): nucleus
Molecular function (GO): DNA binding; DNA-binding transcription factor activity
Source: RefSeq, a predicted model, not a curated record
UGAUGGGUUUUUGGUUCGACUGAUUUUACGAUCUGGGUAUUACUCGGAAACGAGAACAAUAAACUUAAUCCUGGGUUUUGACUGGAUGAAGCUUUUCUGUUUGAUUUCCCGGUUUUUGUUCAUCUCUUUUCUUUAUCAUGUGAUGUGAGUUUCGUUUGUCUGACCGAUCAAAUUUGAUUUUACUGUUUACCUUGAUUCUCUAGAGAAUUUUCAUGGGUUCGACUCUCUGUGUUCCUUUACCCUUUUGAAAGAUGUGUGUAAUUGUAAUAAUAACAUGAUUGAAGUCAGAUUUGUUUUCCCUGUGGUAUUAGAUUCGCCGCAGAAUUUGACAAUCUUUAGUUCAUUUUCUCUCAUGAUGAUCUCAUUCGUCAUUUAGUGACCGAAUCCAUGUCUGAGAAUGAUUUGAUACUCGGGAAGUCAUCAGCGUUUCAUGCGAUUGCUGUUUGAUAUGUGAAGAAAAGCGGUGUGGAAAUGAUGAUGAUGUUCAACGAGAUGGGUAUGUGUGGGAACAUGGAUUUCUUCUCCUCGGCACCACAAUCUGGACCAGAGCUGAUCGUUGACGAUAACUAUACCGACGAAGAGGUCGAUGUCGAUGAGCUCGAGAGGAGGGUGUGGAGGGACAAAUUGCGUCUGAAGCGUCUCAAGGAGCAGAGCCGUAGUAAGGAAGGAGUCGAUUCUUUCAAGCAGAGGAGGCAGCCGCAAGAGCAAUCGAGGAGGAAGAAGAUGUCGAGGGCGCAAGACGGGAUCCUGAAGUAUAUGCUGAAGAUGAUGGAAGUGUGUAAAGCUCAAGGCUUUGUCUACGGGAUCAUCCUCGAGAAGGGAAAGCCUGUGACGGGCGCCUCUGAUAAUCUCCGAGAGUGGUGGAAGGAUAAGGUGAGGUUUGAUAGGAACGGUCCGGCUGCUAUAGCCAAGUACCAGGUCGAGAAUAAUAUCCCCGGGAGUAACGGUGGUAGCAAUCCAAUUGGGCCGACACCAUAUACGUUGCAGGAACUUCAGGAUACAACUCUUGGAUCGCUGCUAUCCGCUCUGAUGCAACACUGUGAUCCUCCACAGAGGCGAUUCCCAUUGGAGAAGGGAGUUCCUCCACCAUGGUGGCCUACUGGAAAGGAGGACUGGUGGCCUCAUCUCGGUUUGCCAAAAGAUCAAGGCCCUCCACCAUACAAGAAGCCUCAUGAUUUGAAGAAGGCAUGGAAAGUCGGUGUCUUGGCUGUGGUUAUCAAGCAUAUGUCGCCCGACAUUGCUAAAAUCCGUAAGCUUGUGAGGCAAUCCAAAUGCUUGCAGGAUAAGAUGACGGCCAAAGAGAGUGCUACUUGGCUCGCCAUCGUGAACCAAGAAGAGGCCCUUGCACGGGAACUUUAUCCCGAGUCCUGUCUUUCUCUAUCCUCAUCUGGAGGAAUUGGGUCUCUUUUCAUCAAUGAUUGUAACGAGUAUGAUGUUGAAGUUGUCGACAAGGAGGCCAGUUAUGAUGUGGAAGAGCUCAAACCAGAGAAAGUGGUCAGUCCUGCAUACUUUGGGAUGGCUAAUACGGACAUGGUCCAACAGCAGUUCCCGGUUAAGGAAGAACUAACGGCUGGAAGCAUGGAACUCGUGGGAAAGAGGAAACCCGAUGUUGAUCUAAACACGGUGAUGAACAGAAGAAUCUUCGCUUGUGAAAAUUCUCUGUGUCCCCAUUUCGAAAUCCAUCUCGGGUUUCAAGACAGGAGUUUGAGGGACAACCACCGACUUGUGUGCCCAUACCGAGACAGUUGUUUAGGUUAUGGAGCAUCUGAGUUUCAUGUCAGUGAAAUAAAGCCAGCAGUUUUACCACGACCCUUUACUCAGCCGCAUCCAGCAGUCCGGCCCGUGAACUCAUUCCAACCCACCGACCUUACGGGCUUCGGGGUCCCAGAAGAUGGGCAGAAGACGAUCACUGAGCUCAUGGCUAUGUACGACAGAAGCGUCCAGAGCAACCAAGCUCCUCCAAUGGCGGAAAAUCAGAGCAUGGGGGUUCAGGCAAAGGCUCUGAACCGUCAAGAGCAGCACCAUUUCAAUGACAACGAAGGGAGCUUCUUCGAAGACUUGAGCAAAGGGUUCGAGUUCGUGUUCGGUGAUUCUACGCCGUUCGAUCUGGCAUCACUCGAUGACAGAAACGGAGGGACGAAGGAGGGUAUGAUGAAGCAGCAAGACGCAUCGAUAUGGUUCUGAAAUCUGAAGUAAGUUAUAUAUAUAUAUAUAUGGAAAAAUCUAAUUAUGUAAUGAUCAUAUGUUAAAUAACUUGUACAUAUACCUUGUCUUGUAAUAAAACUCUUGAACAGUAUUAGGAAUUUCCCUAGCGUUAAUAACUUGUACAUAUACAUUAAUUGACAUUGUAAAAUUUUCCAUCAUAUGAUAUAUUAGUUUCAGCUUA